AUGAUAUUUAUGAUACCUGCACUUGCAUUUCUACGCACAAGACAACUCCGCCCCGGAUCCAGUUCAACUUCACUUCAUCUCACCCGCAGAUUGAUUGAUCCUCUUAUUGCCGAACACCUGUCCAUUUGUCUGUCUCCAAGGCGUACUGAACUCAACCUAGCUCAAUUCGAUUCAAUUGAACUGAACAGUGUUGGAAAGAAAGAGCGAGAAAUAUAUAUAUAUAUAUAUCUACCCGCACCUUGGCGUUUCCCAGGACUAAAUAGUGCCAAGAUUUCUGGGUAGCUUUUAAAACCGGCAAGUGCAUACAACAGAGCCCUUAAGAUCUCAUCUCCAUCUGAUCUCUGCCUCGCUCGUGCAAAGUUUCAUAAGAACCAACAGAUGGACAAAAGCAUCACCGCCCCGUGGGUAUCGCAGCUAAGAAGCAAAAGCUAAGCGGGGUGGAGAAGAAAGAGAAUUGAAAAAAAAGAAUCAAAAAAGUAAAUAUCAACAUAAAAGGAAAGGACCACAAGUAGUAGCAAAAGUGAACAACAAUUCUCAACACCUUACUUCCUCUUCUAUCCAAACAGGUGCCCUUUUUUUUUUGAGGGGGGGAAGGCCCCAAUGUUCAACCAAAUAAAAGUUGCAAAAAAUCCAAAAAAAAAAAAAAAA
Messenger RNA from Tuber melanosporum (Perigord truffle), 648 nucleotides. RefSeq lists its product as uncharacterized. The coding region runs from base 1 to 282 and encodes 93 amino acids. NCBI's taxonomy places the organism in Eukaryota, Fungi, Ascomycota, Pezizomycetes, Pezizales, Tuberaceae. The transcript has a single exon. The record is from RefSeq and is a predicted model, not a curated record.